AUGGAGAUCCACUCAGAGCUGACACCUGGGGAACUGAAGCUCAUCCUCCCUACGCGUAAGAUUGUCCCCCAUUGUUACUUACUGAAACCUGACCACACAGUGUUCAUCACUGGACUAGAGAGGAUUGACUAUGUAGAGGGAAACCAGGAUGUAAUGUUGGUGAUUUUCAUCAGCUCUAAGCUUCCUGUGUAUGUGAUGCCUAGUCAUGAAGCAGAAGAGUUCUACAAUAACAUCAUUGGGACAGAUGUACUGGGGAUAGGUAUCUCAGAUUCGGAAUCAAAACUGGGAAUCAGGAAUUUAUCAAUGGUAUUUUAA
Saccostrea cuccullata (small rock oyster) is the source of this 315-nucleotide messenger RNA. Its product is annotated as nitric oxide-associated protein 1-like. The transcript has 3 exons. The record is from RefSeq and is a predicted model, not a curated record. Bases 1 to 315 code for a protein of 104 amino acids. Lineage: Eukaryota; Metazoa; Mollusca; Bivalvia; Ostreida; Ostreidae.